AUGAAGUCGCCCGUGCCACCAUUCCGGAACGUAGCAUUGUUACAACGGCUAUCUCCGUCGUCACGCAGCCGUAUACAGCGGGUUAGCACUUGCUGUCCGUCGUCGAGAAUCGUCGCUUCUCCCAGCCGCGUGUCAUGGACCUCGACUAGGCGCUCCUAUGCUACUACCACCUACGUCUCGGCCGCCGAUCUCCAAUUCGGCCAGCCCGUCCACGAAACACACCCUCAUAUCCUCCAGGCUGGCGAGAUAACGCCUGGCAUCACAGCCCAGGAGUAUGCCGACCGACGAGCCGCCCUCGCCCACUCGCUGACCGACGGAGGCGUAGCUAUCCUCCAUGCCGCAUCUCUGCAGUACAAGUCUGGCGCCGUCUUCCACCCGUACCGCCAAGAGUCCAACUUUCUCUGGCUGACGGGGUGGAACGAGGAAGAUGCCGUGGCCGUGAUUGAGCGCACGGGUCCCAACCUGGGCGACUACGCCUUUCGCAUGUUCGUCAGGCCCAAGGACCCCCGUGAGGAGCAGUGGUCGGGAUACCGCAACGGCGUUGAGGCGGCCGAGGACAUCUUCAACGCCGACGAGGCGCUCAGCAUCGACCAAGUCGACACCAUGCUGCCCAAGAUGCUCUCGUCCGCCAAACUGGUCUACACGGAUAGCGCUCGAACGACGACGGCCACGCCGACCAAUCCGAUAUCCCGCCUCGUCAGCGGCAGCUCAGCUCCCCCGCGGACAUCCCUCUCGUCGGUGGUGCACAAGCUGCGUGCCAUCAAGAGCCCCGCCGAGAUUGCCAACAUGCGUCUGGCAGGCCAGAUGUCAGGGCGCGCCAUCACCGAGGCGAUGCGCCGUCCCUGGAGACGCGAGAAGGACCUCCACGCCUUCCUAGACUACCAAUUCAUCAGCAACGGGUGCGACGGCCCAGCCUACAUACCCGUCGUAGCGGGUGGCGAGCGCGCCAACUGCAUCCACUACACGGUCAACAACAGCACCAUUGACGCCGACACCAACGACCUCAUCCUCGUGGACGCGGGCGGCGAGUACGGCACAUACAUCACCGACAUAUCGCGCACGUGGCCGGCCAGCGGGAAGUUCACCCCCGCCCAGCGAGACCUAUACCAGGCCGUCCUACGCGUUCAGCGUACGGGUGUCGCCCUGUGCCGCCGGUCGGCCAACAUGUCCUUGGACGACAUACACCGCAUCACGGUUCGAGGGCUCAUCGACGAGCUGCGGCCGCUGGGCUUCACCAGCCUCGACACGUCGUCCAUCAACCAGCUCUUCCCCCACCAUGUGGGCCACUAUAUUGGCCUCGACGUGCACGACUGCCCUGGCUAUAGCCGCCGGGAGACGCUGCGCAAGGGCCACUGCGUCACCAUCGAGCCGGGCAUCUACGUCCCCGACGAUGCGCGCUGGCCCAAGCACUUCCGCGGCAUGGGUGUCCGCAUCGAGGACAGUGUUGCCGUCGAUGAGGAAUCUGCCUUUGUCUUGUCUACCGAGGCUGUCAAGGAGGUUUCUGAUAUUGAGGCCCUGCGCUGA
This is a messenger RNA of Geosmithia morbida, 1524 nucleotides long. RefSeq lists its product as uncharacterized. NCBI's taxonomy places the organism in Eukaryota, Fungi, Ascomycota, Sordariomycetes, Hypocreales, Bionectriaceae. Gene Ontology annotation, cellular component: mitochondrion. Gene Ontology annotation, molecular function: manganese ion binding; metalloaminopeptidase activity. The transcript has 2 exons. Bases 1 to 1524 code for a protein of 507 amino acids. The record is from RefSeq and is a predicted model, not a curated record.